Molecule: messenger RNA, 2369 nt
Organism: Closterium sp. NIES-67
Lineage: Eukaryota; Viridiplantae; Streptophyta; Zygnematophyceae; Desmidiales; Closteriaceae
Source: the annotation of a GenBank genome assembly
UCCGAGCAUGUCGGCUAGAAAGGCCAGGAAAGUGUUCUCGAGCAUACCGUACCAGCCAGCUGCAACUUUUUACAGUUUAGACCUCAAGAGGUAUUGAGUCUCCCGCCAUUUCAGCUUCCCUUUCUGUAACUUAGAGAAUGGAGCCUUCGGAAGGAGCUAGCUCUGGAGCGGCGUCGCUGCGGCUGCAAGUUCUCGCGAAUCAUCUUGAAGCUCCAGCAGUCCGCGACGGCGAGACAAGGCUUCUAAGUGUAGAGUCAUGUUCCAGGUCCGUGGUUCGACGCCCGUUGAGCACGGUCGUGCUAGCUGAUUAUAUGGCGGGUUCUCAUCAAGCUGUGAAGGACCAAGUCUAUCGUUUUUUCAAGCUCCAUCCUGAACUGGAAACUCCCGUGGAGAUUUCUAAGGACAAACACAGAGAGCUGGUCCUCCAGCAAAUGCUUGGUCUCGUCAGAGAGGCCAACGUUCGACCUCUUCAGGCCCUCGUUGAAGACCCGACAAUAUAUUUUGCGAUUUCGGAAGCUAUCGGCCACAUUGACCUGUCUCUUGCUAUCAAAACUGGAGUACAGUACAGUCUUUGGGGUGGGAGCGUUAUUAACCUGGGAACGAAGCGUCAUUUCGACAAAUAUUUUGACAAAAUCGACAGCCUUGAGUAUCCUGGGUGCUUUGCCAUGACCGAGCUUCACCACGGAUCCAACGUUCAAGGGAUCCAAACAACAGCGACAUUUGACAGGUCGACAGACGAGUUUAUCAUCAACACGCCAAAUGAGGGCGCAACGAAGUGGUGGAUUGGCAACGCUGCAUGCCAUGGCAAGUUCGCGACUGUGUUCGCCCGUUUGAGACUCCCGUCUCCAACAUCAAAAGUCUUGGAAGACCUCGGUGUGCAUGCCUUCAUUGUCCCUCUGAGGAGUUUGGAAGACAACAGUGUUCUUCCAGGAGUUGAGAUUCGAGACUGCGGCUACAAAGUUGGCCUGAAUGGCAUUGACAACGGAGCUAUUCGUUUCCAUAACGUGCGGAUUCCCAGGGAGGACAUGCUGGACAGAUUUGGCACUGUCUCUGCAGAUGGCCAGUACAGCAGUGAAAUUCCAAGUGCAAACAAGCGGUUUGCUGCAACAUUGGGAGAGCUUGUGGGAGGUCGAGUUGGUCUUGCGUUCGGAUCUGUGGGAAUUUUGAAAGCAGCAUCAACCAUUGCAGUGCGCUAUUCCCUCCUCAGGCAGCAGUUUGGGCCACCUAACAAGCCUGAAGUCGCGAUUCUUGACUAUCAGUCACAGCAGCAGCGCCUGAUGCCCAUGCUUGCCUCAGCAUAUGCAUUCCAUUUCGCAACGAAUGAACUCGUGCUGCAGUAUGCAGAAAUGAAGCGAACCAAGGAUGAGGCCUUGGUGUCCGAGGUCCACGUCCUUUCGGCUGGUCUCAAAGCUUAUGUCACAUCUUACACCCAGGCGGCAAUCAGCACCUGCAGGGAGGCGUGCGGAGGCCAUGGCUAUGCUGCCGUGAACCGGUUCGGCCGAAUGCGCAACGACCAUGACAUUUUCCAGACGUUCGAGGGUGACAACACUGUGUUGCUGCAGCAGGUUGCAGCAGACCUUCUGAAGCAUUACAAGGAUAAGUUUUCAGGUGGUGCUCUUUCAGUGGGCUGGAACUACCUCCGUGAUUCCAUGGGCACGUACCUUGCUCAGACCAAUCCAGUGACAACACACCGAGAGGGUCAAUCGCACUUGAGGGACCCUCAGUUCCAGCUCGAUGCCUUUCAGUAUCGCACUGCCAAGCUGCUUCACACUGCAGCGCUUCGGCUAAGGAAGCACUCCCGACGCAUGGGUUCUUUUGAUGCCUGGAACCGCUGUCUCAACCACCUGCUGGUACUUGCAGAAUCCCACGUUGAGUCGGUUAUUCUGGCAAGGUUCAUCAAGGCAGUUGAGAGGUGCGAGGACAAAGCAUGCAAGUCAGCACUGAAGGUCAUGUGUGAUCUGUAUGCGUUGGAGCGCAUUUGGGGCGACAUUGGGACGUACAGGAACGAGGACUAUGUUGCCCCGAACAAAGCCAAGGCCAUUCACCGCCUCGUGGAGUUCCUUUGCUAUGAGGCCAGGGGCAUGGCCAAGGAGCUUGUGGACUCUUUUGGCAUCCCUGACGACCUGCUCAAGGCGCCCAUCGGCCUGCAGUCUGGACAGUAUGCAGAGUACCUCAGCUAUGUCAGCUUUUGAGAGGAACAAAGUCAGUGCCCUCUGAUUGCUGCGCCUGUUGCAGCAAUGUCCUCUUUUAGCACUAGUAAUUGACUCGUUCAUAUAGUUUAUUAUUUGUCAGCUCAAUUCACAUUAUGCAUGCGUAGCCUGAACUGCAAACUGUUUAUGGUAUGCUCAGGUUUGUAAACUGCAGAAUGA